This is a messenger RNA of Populus nigra (black poplar), 2574 nucleotides long. RefSeq names its product probable CoA ligase CCL12. The record is from RefSeq and is a predicted model, not a curated record. The transcript has 13 exons. The coding region runs from base 60 to 2336 and encodes 758 amino acids. NCBI's taxonomy places the organism in Eukaryota, Viridiplantae, Streptophyta, Magnoliopsida, Malpighiales, Salicaceae.
CUAUUCUCCCAUCUCUUUCUGCUUCUGAAGUUGUUAUCAAGACACCGACACACAGGGAAAUGGAGAGGAAAGGCAUAGAUGAACUGGAAGUGAAUGAUAUAAUCAAGGCAGGUCUAUGCAUAGACAAUGCCAAAGAGUUUCACAAAAUCCUCAAAGAAACAAUUGGUGCUGCUAAAGGGUCAGACCCUAGAGAGUUGUGGCAAAAGCUGGUGGCUAAAAGAGUGCUAAAGCCAUGUUAUCCACAUGGGCUGCACCAACUGGUUUACUACUCUGUCUAUGCUCACUGGGAUUCCACCAACAAUGGACCUCCUCUUUACUGGUUCCCUUCUCUGGAUCAGUCAAAACAUACAAACUUGGGAAGGAUAAUGGAAGUUCAUGGUCCAAGGCUUUUAGGGACUUCAUACAAGGACCCUAUUUCAAGUUUUAAUCUCUUUCAGAAAUUCACUGCUCAACAUCCCGAGGCUUAUUGGUCAAUACUUCUGAAAGAACUUCCAGUUGUAUUUCGUGAACCUCCAAGGUGCAUUCUAGACACCACUGACAAAUCGAAACGAUGGGGAACCUGGCUUCCAGGUUCAGUUUUGAAUAUUGCUGAAUGCUGUUUACAGCCCAGUAGACAUCCUCGAAAAGAUGAUGAUAGUUUGGCAGUCAUAUGGAGAGAUGAAGGUUGUGAUUCCAAACUUCAUUGUAUGACAUUAAAAGAACUUCGAGAACGAGUAAUGUUAGUGGCAAAUGCAGUGGAUGCAACAUUUUCAAAGGGGGAUGUAAUUGCGAUUGAUAUGCCAAUGACAGUCCAUGCGAUUAUAAUAUAUUUUGCGAUUAUUCUAGCAGGAUGCGUUGUUGUAUCCAUUGCUGAUAGCUUUGCAGCAAAGGAAAUUGCUACUCGUUUGCAUGUGUCAAACGCAAAGGGUAUCUUUACUCAGGAUUUUAUACUGAGAGGGGGAAGAAAGUUCCCCUUAUACAGUCGAGUCGUAGAAGCUGCUCCACAUAAAGCUAUUGUGCUCCCCGUGAGUGGGAAAAAUGUAUGCAUUAAAUUAAGAGAACAGGAUCAAUCUUGGGGAGAUUUUCUUGCCAGUGUCAUAAACCUUCCAAGGCCAAAUCAUUACUCUCCAGUUUAUAAUCCAAUAGACUUUCCGACUAACAUACUCUUUUCAUCUGGAACCACAGGUAACAAAAUUGCUCACCAAGUAUUUAGUGUUUGCCAUACUUUGGCUUUCUGUUGUCUCAUAAGUUUUUUACUUGGUCAUUGGUCCGAAUCAGGAGAACCAAAAGCUAUACCAUGGACACAGCUUUCGCCAAUUCGAGCAGCUAACGACGGAUGGGCUUAUGUUGAUCUUCAAGUUGGAGAUGUUUUCUGCUAUCCUACAAAUCUAGGAUGGGUAGCAGGACCAAUUGUGCUUUAUGAAGCCUUUCUAAGCGGUGCAACUUUUGCUCUCUAUCAUGGAUCUCCUCUUGGCGGUGGUUUUGGAAAAUUUGUUCAGGAUGCCGGUGUGACUAUUCUGGGCACGAUCCCAACUAUGGUAAAAGCUUGGAAGAGUACAAAUUGCAUGGAAGGCUUAAAUUGGACAAAGAUAAGAUCCUUUGUUACUGCUGGAGAAGCCUCUGAUGUUGAUAAUGUCCUUUGGCUUUCUUCAAGAGCUUAUUACAAGCCCAUUAUUGAAGUUUGUGGAGGCACGGAGCUUGCAUCAAGCUACCUCCAAGGAACUUUAUUGCAGCCACAAGCCUUUGGAGCGUUAAGCACUGCCUCAAUGGCUACAGGCGUUGUCAUCCUUAACGACAACGGAGUUCCUUAUCCAGAUGAUCAACCAUGUGUUGGUGAAGUAGGCUUGUUUCCUUUAAUCAUGGGAGCAUCAGAUAGAUUGCUUAAUGCUGAUCAUGACAAAAUUUACUUCAAGGGAAUGCCAAUGUAUAAAGGAAUGCAACUCAGGAGACAUGGAGAUAUCAUUAAGAGAACUGCUGGAGGCUAUUUCAUUGUGCAAGGCAGGGCUGAUGACACCAUGAAUCUUGGUGGCAUUAAGACAAGUUCUGUCGAAAUCGAACAUGCGUGUAACAAUGUUGAUCAAAGCAUAGUGGAAAGUAUUGCAAUAAGUGCAGCACCAGAAGAUGGAGGUCCAGAACUCCUUGUAAUGUUUGCUGUACUAAAGGAAGGAUACAGUUCAAAACCAGAAGAUUUGCAGAAGAAAUUCACCAGAGCCAUACAGACCAACCUCAAUCCUUUGUUCAAGGUAAACCAUGUGAGGAUUGUUCCCGAGAUUCCUAGAACUAGUUCGAACAAGUUAUUAAGGAGAGUUUUAAGGGACCAAAUGAAGAAAGAGCUGUCCGUUCGAAGUAAAAUAUAAUAGGAACAAGAACGUGUUUGAAUAUGAAAAUAUAAAAAUAAAUUCAUCUCUGAAGUAUUUUUAAAGUAAUUUUUUGUUUAAAAACACAAGGAGAACCCAUCUCUUCUGUCUCAUCCAAGGCUUGGUUCUUUGAUAAGUAAUGCUUUUUUGCUGUCUUGAUUCAAAAACAAAUGUAAAAUGUCUGCAAUUUUAUUGUUCAGUAAAUUUAUGGGGUGGCUAACAAUGGAUUUCUGAUUUA